CCAAUGCGGCCUUUGAAGCAGCUCAGCCACUGUUCACUCAGUGGGGCCCAGGUCCUGAUAAACUGACAUGGAUGAUGAAGAUGGCACCUGCUUGCUUGAUGUUUUAUGUGACCCUCAAGCCUUGAAUGAUUUUCUUCAUGGAGCAAAUGAGCUGGAGACGGACGGCAUACUUAUUAACUCAUCGGAUGCUGAAACCACCCUAUUUACAGCUCCUGCAAGCCCUGUGUCCAUACUUACAGAUGACCCUCCUGUGGAAAAUCACCAGCCCACCAACUGUGUUGACCUCUCUUUCCUGGAGGAAGCACUUCUGGCCUCACCUCCACAGGAUUCAAGCGAAGAUGAUGCCUGCAUGGAGAAGGCCUGUGAGGAACAGGAGGACAAGCAGGAGAAAGAGGCAUGUGAUAUCCUGCAGCAGAGUCUGCAAGAGGCUGACAUUACGGAGCAGACUAUGGCAGAAGAGGCAGGAUUAGCAGCUGGGGCCGUUGACUCUCAGCCAGCAGAUAUUUUACCACUGUAUGUGACCUCAGACAGUCAACAUGCAGACCUGGGUACUCUACUACAGCCUCCUUCACAUGCCUUACCGAAAGCACUGACUGUGCAUCCAAUGGUUUCAGGCCUUGGUGGGGUUCAAUUGACAGGCCUGCAAAAUGUACCUAAGGACACGCAAGCUGCAGUAGAGCCUCCUCAGCCUUCCUUGAUGGCAGUUGGGCCAGGCUGUCCUUCUUUAAUUGGAAAGCCAACACCGCCACAGCUCAUGAGUCUCUUGCCAGGAACAGUGUUCCCUGCCCCAACCUCAGAGCAGCCGCUUGCUCUGAAUCCUGCCCAUGGUUCUAGUGUUCUGAUCCAGAAGACUGUACCAAAUGUUAGUGGCAGCUCCUUGUUUAGCAGUAGCCCAAUAGCCCAUGCCAUUAGAGCAAACAUGGGGUCAAGUCUUCUUGUCCCACGGGCUCCUCUGCCCAUUCAGCCCAAGUUGCCUGUGAGCAUUCAGCCCAGGUUGGUUCAAAUUAGUCCUAAACCCAUCAGCACCACAGUGAGCCCAAACCAGCAGCACAGGCAUCCAGCAGGUGUGACGUUUGUUUCAGGAAAUCCUCAUCAGAACUUCCUGCUCUCAGCUGCUCAUAAUAACGUUGUUAAACAACAGUCUUCUCAGGGUCUUGCCAAACCCGUCAGCCUGCAGCUCCUAAACCAGACAAGCAGCAUUGUUAUCCAGCCUCAAGGCAUUUUCCCAACACCAAACCAAUUUAUUCUUCCUGGGCAUCUUGCCACGACUUCUUCACCUUCCAUCUCUCAAGCACCUCCUGCUCGACCUUUCCUGCCUAACCAAAGCUCUAGUACUCAACCACUUCCAGUGGUAAGACAUAGCACCUCUGGUCCGCUGGUGGAUACUACCCAGCUUUUAGCUACACCCUCUGGUCAGCUGAAUUUCGGUCAAGUUUUCACAACACCAAAUGGACAAUUUGCUGUUAGGCAGGGUGCAAUCCUUUCUGGACCCUUCCAGUUUCAGACUAGUGCUCCUACGAUCUUUCAAAUGCCUACACAGCUGACCAGUAGCUUCUCUACUCAGUCAUCUGGGCCACAAAAUGGUAAUACAGUACAGCCAACCCAGACCCUUCUGCCUGGAACAACUUCACUUGGUAACCAGAUAACUGUACUUAAUAGCUCUGGAGUUUUAGGCCCCACACUCAGCAUACAGCCUGGCCCAGGAGCAUCCAUUCCAGACUUGGCCUCUGUUUCUAUCAUGAAUGGUCAACCUGUAGUUCAUGGUAUUCAGUCAAUGACAUUCCCUGCUCAAAACCAGCCCUCAGCUCCACUGUUACCAUCUGAAGGGUCUACAGGUUUUCAGCCAUUAGCAACUGGGUGCCCAGCAAAAAGCAGCCAACCUGACUGUGAUGGAAAUGACUUACUUGAACAACAACAGUCACAAACUGACAGUCCUGCAGCCCACCAGACUUCAAACCAAAUCCAACACCCAGCAGCCUUGCCUAAUGUUCAGCUCCUUAGCCCAACACUUCUCCAAGGCCAGGCACCAGAUUCCCCGAUUCGGUUACAGAAGCAGCUGAAAUAUGAGGGCAAGCUACUUCCAGAGCCGACUGAUCAUGACCUCCUGAUCGAAGUUAAUAGUGGGGCAGAUUGCAAGCAAAACAUUGCACAGAAGCACUUACAGCAGCUAUCAACCCCUCCUUCAGCUCAUCUCAUUGGCCCAGCUGAACCUUUGCGGUCUCCUCUUUGUAAUCAGACAGUAAUAACUCCCCCAGCUGCCUCACAUCCGGUGCGCCUCAGUUCUCCUUUGGAGAGUCACCAGCAAGCAAUCACUGCAAGCAUUCCAGUGAAUGGACAUGAUGGCCCCUUAUGCUCCCUUCUAAAUGGGCAGCACAUGAACAACCUGCCAUCUGACAAUGGGCAUAAUGGAAGCUUGUCUGCACCCCUAAGCACUCACACUGUCAGCACACAGACUGCAGCCACCAGCCAAGGAUUUACGGCGAACAACAUUAAAGCUUCAUUUACUACAAUGGAAAAUCCUAGGAUGUCUCUUCCCUUGGGACCAUCUUCAUCUCUACCAAUCCAGAGAAGUGUCAACAAACCAGCAGCACACCUUGUGGCAGAGAGAUUAAUAAAUCCAGCAGGAGUUGAUUCAACACUGAAGCCACCGCAGCAACAGACAGAACAACAGAUGUCAACUCUGUCUGCAAAAAUGGAACGGUCUCUAGACACCCAGCUUCGAAGACAAAGGUUCCAGCAUCAAAUUAAUAAGGAUCACACUACUGGUAUGAAUCCAGACUGUUCAACUCCAUUUCACUCCGUUGAAGAUGCAAUUGUCCAUCUCCUUCCCUACCACACCUUUGUUGGGCGACUGCCUACCAAGGAUGAUUUCAGUGUAGUGGAUGAGCAAUUUGAAACUGUGUCCAGCCAGCUGCUAAAGCGCACUCAGGAAAUGCUCAAUAAGUAUCGGCAACUGAUGCUUCAGGAAAUUCAACAGGUGAAGCAGUCUGCAGAGAUGGUGAUGUUGGAACGCUUAUUUCUUCACGAUGAGCGAGUAGAACUCAGGGAGGUACAGAAGGUUAGAAGACUCACUUCAGAUGGGCCUGUGGCUUCAAAUUACAAACCAGUUUCCUAUGUCUGCCCUGCUAAUCAGCCCACCAUUCCUCCAGAUACAGAUGCAGGUCUUCCUCUUUGUGUGACUCCUAAAUUGGCUCCUAUUGAUCCACCUUGCUCUUCUCCUCCAUUGAGGUUAAUGUUUGAUGGUACCAAAAGUCUGAGGACUUACCCAUCUAGAAAACGGGGGGGUUUAAAACUCACUAUCAAGCAAGAAGCUGGCUAUAGCAAAGUGGUACGUAACUCUGUGUGUGAACCAUGGGCAGUCUCUUCUCCUGCUUCUACAGCUAGAUCUGAACUAGAGCCUAUAAACAUGGACAUUGUGAAUGGUAACAGUAAGAAGGAACAGACAUGGGACAGUCUUGAUUUUAGAGAAGCAAUCCAAAGACUUCCUGCUCCCCUAGAGCACCAGCAGUCAAUCUUCUCCAAAGCACCAGGAUGUGGUGAGAAUACCACUGCUGUGAAUGGAGCCCAUUUUAGUUUUCUCGAUAACAGAAGCCAGCAAUGUGCAGAAAAUGGAGAAGGGAUUGCCACAAAGAGCCUGCAGUCUAGGACUACUGUAAAUCAUCAAGAAGAAGGACUGUGUCCUUCAUUUCGGCUGAAUUUUGGUGAGGUCGAUGAAAGAUGUCUAGAAACAGGCAUGCCUGCUCCAUAUGCCAAAAGACCAAGGUCAGAGCCCUCACCAGGACAAGAAGAACGAAGAUGUAAGAGCCCUCAAGCAGAUAGUGUCCUCAGUGAACACCUUCAAAGUGCUAUUGACAGUAUCUUGCUGUUGCAGAAGCUUCAGGGUCAGCCAGUCUCUGAAACUCCUAGCCUUGGCCUAUUUGAAUCCCCUUCUCUUCAAAAUGCUCCGGAAUGUGGAUUAGGAACUGGUGAACCAUCUGCUCUUGAAGAGGCAGUCAAAAGCAUUCUGGAGGACAAGAUGUAG
Polypterus senegalus (gray bichir) is the source of this 4021-nucleotide messenger RNA. Its product is annotated as BRD4-interacting chromatin-remodeling complex-associated protein. The transcript has 13 exons. Gene Ontology annotation, cellular component: SWI/SNF complex. The record is from RefSeq and is a predicted model, not a curated record. Lineage: Eukaryota; Metazoa; Chordata; Cladistia; Polypteriformes; Polypteridae. Gene Ontology annotation, biological process: positive regulation of DNA-templated transcription. Bases 68 to 4021 code for a protein of 1317 amino acids.